AGGAACCCGGAUUCCAGAAGCAGCUGGGUGGGCACCAUGGCCGGGAUCACCACCAUCCAGGCGGUGAAGCGCAAGAUCCAGGUUCUGCAGCAGCAGGCGGAUGAUGCGGAGGAGAGGGCCGAGCGCCUCCAGCGGGAAGUGGAGGAGAGAAAGGCGGGCCGGGAGCAGGCUGAAGCUGAGGUGGCCUCCUUGAACCGUAGGAUCCAGCUGGUUGAAGAGGAGCUGGACCGUGCUCAGGAGCGUCUCGCUACUGCCCUGCAGAAGCUAGAGGAAGCAGAAAAAGCUGCUGAUGAGAGUGAGAGAGGUAUGAAGGUGAUUGAAAACCGAGCUCUAAAAGAUGAAGAAAAGAUGGAACUCCAGGAAAUCCAGCUAAAGGAAGCGAAGCACAUUGCAGAAGAGGCAGACAGGAAGUAUGAAGAGGUGGCUCGUAAGUUGGUGAUUAUUGAAGGAGACUUGGAACGCACCGAGGAACGAGCAGAGCUGGCAGAGUCCCGUUGCCGAGAGAUGGAUGAGCAGAUCAGACUGAUGGACCAGAAUCUGAAGUGUCUGAGUGCUGCUGAAGAAAAGUACUCUCAAAAAGAAGACAAGUAUGAAGAGGAAAUAAAGAUUCUUACUGAUAAACUUAAGGAGGCAGAGACCCGUGCUGAGUUUGCUGAAAGAUCGGUAGCCAAACUGGAGAAGACCAUCGAUGACUUGGAAGAUAAGCUGAAGUGCACCAAAGAGGAGCACCUCUGUACACAAAGGAUGCUGGACCAGACCCUGCUGGACCUGAAUGAGAUGUAGAGCAUCCCCAGUCCCUGCCCUGCAGCUGCUCCUCCCUCUGACCCUGACUCCGUCUGAGGCCAGCCUGCCUGAAGCUGACCUUGACACUGAGGGCUGAUCUUUUUAACUGAAGGCUGCUUUCCCCUCCUGCCACCAACCCCCACCCCAUGUCUUUUUCAUAAAACUGUGUCAGCCUCUUCCCAGAGUUCCAGCUGGAGGGACUGAGCACCUUUGGAAACAAUAUUUAAGGGAAUGUGAGCACAAUGCAAAGUGUCUUCAGGGCACU
Molecule: messenger RNA, 1048 nt
Organism: Peromyscus californicus insignis
Lineage: Eukaryota; Metazoa; Chordata; Mammalia; Rodentia; Cricetidae
Product: tropomyosin alpha-3 chain-like
Biological process (GO): muscle contraction; actin filament organization
Cellular component (GO): actin filament
Molecular function (GO): actin filament binding
Source: RefSeq, a predicted model, not a curated record